Messenger RNA from Kwoniella botswanensis, 861 nucleotides. RefSeq lists its product as uncharacterized. NCBI's taxonomy places the organism in Eukaryota, Fungi, Basidiomycota, Tremellomycetes, Tremellales, Cryptococcaceae. The transcript has 4 exons. The record is from RefSeq and is a predicted model, not a curated record. Gene Ontology annotation, molecular function: 3'-5' exonuclease activity; nucleic acid binding. Gene Ontology annotation, cellular component: cytoplasm; nucleus. The coding region runs from base 1 to 861 and encodes 286 amino acids. Gene Ontology annotation, biological process: nucleobase-containing compound metabolic process.
AUGACGUUCUCUUUCGAUCGGUCAAUCUCUCUUAUUCAAUUCUGCGACAAAGAUCUGAUAGUGCUUUUCCAGUUGGGGGAAAAUGGCGUCUUACCCAAAGAAGCGAUAAAAUUGAUCAACAAUCCAGAGAUAUACAAAUUAGGGGUUAAUAUCAAAGGUGAUCUCAACCGCUUAAACGACAAUUUUUCGGAUGAUGGGAACUUCAAGCCUGCCUCGUUUCUCGAAUUAUCCAGACUUGCUAGGAUGGUAGAGCCUGAAUGGCGAGGGAAGGGUAGAAGACUCAUUUCUCUGGCAGAUCAAUGUCAACAUUUUCUUGGGAAAACUUUGAAUAAGGACGAAACUAUACGACAAGGUAAUUGGGACGGAGAACUAAAAGAGGAAGCUACCGAUUACGCUGCCAAUGAUGUUUACUCUUCACUCAAAAUAUACGAUAAACUCAUAUCCAUGUCAGAACUCAAGCAGAUCACUAUUGAUUAUCCAUACCUGUGCGUAGACCGUGAUCCACCACCAAAAACGAAACCAUAUUCUCAUCCGCUCAUAGAUGAAUUUGAACUUCAAUAUAAUGCUCCACCAAUCAAGUACACUAUUGCAGGAAGGGAAUUUCAGCACCCAGCCUGGGCUCCGAGGCUGCUCCCUUCUGAGAUCAGAGCUUUUGAAGCUUUUCUUAAAGGUGUAAGAGUCAGGUAUUAUGCGGAGGAGUAUAGGAUUCAAAUAAUCACUGUGCAGACUUAUAUCAGUAAAGUAGUCAAAAGGUUUGGUAUGAAUGGUCUGACUGAGGAAGAGCAGACAAGGCUCAUAGCAGAAGCGUGGAGACGACCUCCCGGUAUACCCGUUCCUGCGAGUGCUUCAGCUAAAGAAUAA